UUACUGUAUUUUUAGGCAAUUCUCGGCUUCAGCAUGACGUCACAAACAAAAUGGCUGCCUAGCUACGGGUCAUACAACCGCUUAGUUACGUAUACUAUAUAAUGAAAUGAACUGCCGAUCGCCUGCAUUUCUGGUGAUUAUUACCAUUCAAACAGAUGUUAAAGUUGUUUUUCGCAAAUUAAACAUGUCUUUUAAGUAUUUUGAUGAUCUUGAUUCAGUGUCAAAAGCUAGAUAUAACGAUAAAUUGAAUUUAAUAGGCUUAGCAGAAUGCCCUUACAAACUACCCGCCGGUACUUGGGAAAACAAUCCGUGUAAGUGGCCUUCGGUGGAAUAUGGAGAUAUACACAAUUAUUUGAUCGAAACACCUGGUGUCUACACAAGAGACAGCAUGAAAAACUACAAGAGUCUGGAAGCCCAUAAUUACUUCAAGUCUGGUUGGGUUGAGACAGUAUUAUCAUACAAGCCAUCUAAUAGUCAACAUACAUUACUGAAGGCCUUUGUCAAACCAUCACAAAAGCUAAAUGAUGAGCACUACAACCCUUGGGUAGCUGUCAGCAAUAAUGGGCAAAUUUCUGCUGCUCAUUGUAAUUGUAUGGCUGGACUGGCUGAAUCCUGCUCACAUAUUGCAGCGGUGCUGUUUAAGGUAGAGGCAGCAGUUAGACUUGGGUACACUAAAACAGCAUGUACAGAUGAACUUUGUAAAUGGAACCAAGACUUUGUUAAAAAAGUAACACCUGAACCAAUAUCAAAAAUCAAUUUCUUCACUGAGAAAGCAAUAAAUAAGGCAAAACACCGCAACAAAAAAAGGAAAAUUAUUCAUCAGCAGGCAACUGAAGAAGAAAAACAGAACUUCUUGUCGUCCCUUAAAAACUUAAAAAAUAAACCGGUUGUGCUUAGUUGUUUCAGUGGUUAUUCUGAUGAUUUUCACUGGUCAAAAAAACCUAAACGUGACCCUAAACUUCCCUUACCGCUAACAUCUCUAUACAAAGAAGAAAAUUUACUAUUACAACCUGCUGAGCUUGGACAAAAAUGUGAGAAUUUUCUAAAUGACAUGAAAUUGACAGAUGAAGAAAUAAACUUUGUAAACAUCACUACAGCAGGCCAGAGCUCAAACAUGGUAUGGCAUGAGCAGCGGACAGGAAGGAUCACUUCAUCAACAGUGCAUGCUAUAAUCCGGACAGACCCAAACAACCCUUCGAAAUGUGCUGUUGAUCAAAUUUGUAAUCCAAGAAAAACUCCGCUUCAGACAGAAGCGAUUAAGUGGGGAAACGAACAUGAGGAAUCUGGUCUGAAGUCUUACAGACAAGUCCUAAAUUUUUCAAAUCAGGGACAUGUCAAUAUCAACAUGAAAAACGAAGGGUUCCAGAUCUCCAAGGAGAGACCUUACUUAGGCGCGAGUGCAGACAGUAUAAUGUCGUGUGACUGUCACGGCAAAAGAAUAGUUGAAGUAAAAUGCCCCUUUUCUGCUAAAGACAAGGACUUACAGGCCUUUUUGACCAACGCAGACUGCUACAUUCAGAACAAUAAGUUAAAAAGAACACAUAAAUAUUUCAGUCAAGUACAGUUACAGAUGUAUGUUUAUAAUGUUGAAGUAUGUGAUUUUGUAGUCUGGGCUCCUAAGUUUGUGUUUGUGACACAUGUACAGCGCGAUGAUGAAUUUAUAACAGAGAUGCUUGAAAAAUGUGAUUUAAUGUACCUUUCAUGCAUUUUACCGGAAUUAUUAACGCGCAAACAAUCACAUGGAAAUUCUAAAACUUAUGAGUGUGAAAAAGAUGCUGAACAGCCAUCAAAGCUUUACUGUUUGUGCCAAAAACCAGAAGACGACCAAAAAUAUGUUGGAUGUGACAAUCCUGACUGUUCAGUGCAAUGGUUCCAUUUGCAUUGCUUGAAACUGAAGAGGGAACCAAAAGGAUUCUGGCUGUGUCCUAGAUGCAAGAAAAAAUCCCAGAAAAAGCAAUUGACUUUAAUGCAAAAGUGA
Mercenaria mercenaria is the source of this 1978-nucleotide messenger RNA. RefSeq lists its product as uncharacterized. Gene Ontology annotation, molecular function: zinc ion binding. The transcript is spliced from 3 exons. The coding region runs from base 107 to 1978 and encodes 623 amino acids. The record is from RefSeq and is a predicted model, not a curated record. NCBI's taxonomy places the organism in Eukaryota, Metazoa, Mollusca, Bivalvia, Venerida, Veneridae.